Molecule: messenger RNA, 1010 nt
Organism: Sebastes umbrosus (honeycomb rockfish)
Lineage: Eukaryota; Metazoa; Chordata; Actinopteri; Perciformes; Sebastidae
Product: rRNA-processing protein EBP2-like
Exons: 4
Coding region: 140-697 (185 amino acids)
Source: RefSeq, a predicted model, not a curated record
UUGGGCUCGCGUGUCAAUAAGGACAUCCACUCCCCCCUGCCCUCUGUCUGUAAUUAAGCUCCCACACCUGAUUCCAAUAAUCAACUAACUAAUGAGAAGCUGAAACUUCAGGAUCAGAACAGCUCAGUCAUCCUGCUACAUGGAACUUCAGCAGCAAAAUAAGAUUCAUCUGGAGCCCAUACGAGAAGAGUCAGAGAGGGAAGAUGAAAAGGAAGGGAGUGAAACAGGAGAAGGAGAGGAGGAGGAGGAGGAGGAUGUGGAGACAAAGGAGGUAAUGGCAGAAGACAAGAGCGAAGAAGAUGAAGAUGAUGAUGCUCCACUGAGGGUUCUGAGGCCUCGUCGACUGUCUCGGUCCUUCAGCCGAGAGAGUUUUCCUCAAAUCCAAUCUAACCACAAUCAUCAGGAGGAAACGGCGAAUUUCGGCAAGACAGAUUGGAGCUCACAUUCGGUGGAUUUAAAUGAUGGAGCUACUCCACCUCGGCAGACAAGGUUAGGAUACAAGAAGAUGUCCACUAGCGGUGAGCUGAGAAUAAAGGUCUCCAAGGUUCAAAUGAAAGCACCUAAACCGUCAGUGCAGAAGAAGAAAAACAGUAAAAUGGACAAGAUGUCUCUGCCUGAGAAGCCAUUUCCUGAGUGGCUGGUGGACCUGAUGGUCAACAUCGAAGAGGCAACGAAUCACCAACUGGUGGUUGAGUAAUGCUCCUCAUGGGCCUCAUAAGGUGAAACAUGUAGGGCACGUCAGCAGUGACCUUGUUGGUGAAAACUGAAUGUAGGACACGCUCGUCACAGCUAGAAUGUCAUGUUACGGGUUGGAACUGCCAGAGAGUAAAGUCCAUGUGCCAGUCAUCUUUUCUUUUUUGUCAUCAGUAAAUAAACAAAAAGUAGCUAAGGUACAAUAAUAUGAUGUACUGACAAGUGUUGGCCGCAUGAUGAGAAACAUGUGUUCUGUUAGUGUCAAUAUAAUGAUUUUGUUGUAGUUUUCUGAGUAUUCAAUAAAUAUUUUUUUUUUU